Messenger RNA from Diatraea saccharalis (sugarcane borer), 4961 nucleotides. The record is from the annotation of a GenBank genome assembly. Lineage: Eukaryota; Metazoa; Arthropoda; Insecta; Lepidoptera; Crambidae.
GUUUGGUUUGCAACAGCUUUACGAAACUUCUAGGUACUACUAUUUCUGCCAAUUGAGUUAAUAAAAAUAUUUGUAAUCUACGUUACUCUAUAAUAAUUAAUUAUCCAUAAUUGAUGGAAAUUGCUUAUACAUAAGUGAAUAUGGCUUUACCUCAGAAAAAAUAUUACCGGCAGCGCGCACAUUCUAACCCUAUAGCUGAUCACUGUUUUGAAUACCCUACACAUCCAGAAGAAUAUGAUUGGACUGCUUUAUAUCCAAUUUUAUAUGAGAAUGGAAAAAGGAAAGUGGAGUUUCUGGAUGUUGGGUGUGGUUAUGGAGGACUUUUAGUUACACUAUCUCCAAUGUUCCCUGAAAAGUUAAUGCUGGGUUUAGAAAUAAGAGUCAAAGUUUCAGAUUAUGUAAAUGAUCGUAUUAAAGCAUUAAGGAUACAGCAACCAGACAUGUACCAAAAUAUAGCAGUGUUGCGUACAAAUGCAAUGAAAUAUUUGCCAAAUUUUUUUCAUAAAGGGCAGCUAAAGAAGAUGUUCUUUUUAUAUCCUGAUCCACAUUUUAAAAAAGCCAAACACAAAUGGAGGAUAAUAAAUAAAUGGCUGUUAUCAGAAUAUGCUUAUGUACUAGCAGUGGGUGUAUGUGACUUUUUUAAAUUAUUAUUUCUCAUAGAACUAAUUACUUUUUUUGUCAUAAUUAAUAUAUUACUUAUAUUUUUAGGGUGUUGUAUAUACAAUCACAGAUGUUAAAGACUUACAUGAAUGGAUGGUUUUACAUUUUGAUGAACAUCCUCUAUUUGAAAGAAUUUGUGAAGAAGAAUUGAAAGGUGAUCCCAUUGUAGAAAAGCUAUAUGAGAGUACAGAGGAGGGACAAAAAGUAACUAGAAAUAAUGGAGAUAAAUAUUGUGCCAUCUAUAAAAGGAUUUCUGAUAAAUGUAAAGACAAUUAAUUGAUAAAGCAAGUUUAUAAUUCUUAUAUAUUAUAAUAAGGCAUUAUAUGGUGUGACCAAUAAAGAUGUAUUCUUACAUAAACAAUUCAAUUCUUAUUUAAUUAAUUUUUUCUCCAAUAAACUAACCCAUCUACUCAAUGAACGUGAAAUACUUAGGUGUCGGCGCAUAUAAGUAGCCCCUGCAAGCAUCCACUCUUUUCUAUCUAUCCACAUUUUUUGUGAUAAUAAAGACAACAUAAGCGCAGCCCAUAUUUCUGAACUAUGUGGAUACACAUGUAAUCCUUUUUUAGCUAUUAUGAAUGCUUUAUCUUUGUCACCAGCUAUAUGCUCAGCAAUACUGGCAGUGGAAAUUAUUUUAGCAGAAUCAAAUUUCUGACUAUUAUGGUUAUCAGAACACAUGGCCCUUUGGGCACAACGACUAGCAAUUUUUGCUCUAGCUGUUGUCUUAAGACAAUAUUCAGCCAUACAGAACCAAAGAUUUGCAUUGUUAGGAUGAUCAUGAAGAGAGUCACUCAACAAUUUAACUGCUUGCUCUACAUUUCCUUCAAAUAUACACAAAUAAGACUUUAAAAAUCCGAUAUCAAAACCAUAACUAAAAUCAGUUUCAUAUUUUUUCAACUCUUCCAGUGCAAGUUUAGUCAAACUUUGGUCUGAAUGUAUUAAACCUAAAGAGCAAAUCCCGAACAAGCUGUAAGCUGUUGGUUUUUUCUGAGACAAUUGUAUACUGUGGAAUAAGAUAGUUUUGGCAUCAUCAGCUCCUUUAAACAUAUACAUAAUACCAGCCAUGGCAACUAGUAGAUCAGCUUUUUCAUUAUCAUUAUUGCUCAACCAAUGUAGAGCAGUAUCAUAUACUGAAUAAGAUUCUUCAUACAGACCCUUUUUAAACAAUGCUAGUGCUAAUCCACAUGUAGAAUUUAAGCUUGCUUCUGUAAUAGCUUUGUAUACUUUUAUGGCAUCUUCAUAUUUCUCCAUUCUUAGUAAAAUCCGUCCUAUAUUUAAUAAAAUCAUAUUCUUUUUAUCAUCUCCAGCAUACUUUAAGGCAUUCUCAUAUGAUUUUAAUGCUACUCUAAGCAGACCACUUCGUUCUAGUAAAAUACCCAGAAUAUUACAGGCGCAUGCAUUACUUGGUUCAAAAUUACAAUACCAUUCCAUCAAAUCAAUAGCAUAAUUGAUAGCAUAUAAACCUUCUAUGAUAUAUUUGUACUCAGGGUCUUCAUUAUGUUUACAAUCCUUUAAUGUUCGGCAUACCCAAUCUGCAUAGCCAAGUGCACUUUCAGGAUGAUAACCCAAACGUGAAGCAUGCCUGAAUAGAUCCAUAGCCUCUUCUUCACGAAUUGAUUCAGCUAUCAAAGCUUGACCAAUCCAACUUUGAGGAUGUGAUGGCAGUGUAGACUGUCCUCGCCAGAAACAAUAAUUAGCAAGUUUAAAAAGUUUUAAUUUUAAGUACAAAGUACCUAAGUUACACCAAAUUUUUGCCACAGCCCAUUUCCUUGUAACUGAUAAUGCUUUAAUAAAACAGUGUUGUGCAAAGUUAAACUUUUUUAUAAAUAAACAGAUUUUACCAAGUAAAUUCCAGUUACGCCAUGAAUUAGGGUUAUCCUUUAUACAGACAAUUACCAAAUUAAAGGAAAUAUGACAGUUAGUUAUGUUAUUAGACUCAUGAUAAUAAUCAAGAUAAGCGGAUGCUAAAUCAUAAGAUGCUAAUAGUUGUUUUUGUUUGGCAAUAUGUGAAUAGCAAGAAAUUGCUUGGGGAAAUAUAUCUAGUUUUUCUUUUCUUGAAAUUUCGCUAUUUUCAGGUGGUGAGUUUUUCAUGUUAACAUAAGCAAACUUGUUUGGUAGUUUUGUUAUAAAUAUUAAAGUGUCACCAAGUAAUUUCCAUAAACAGAUUUUUUUCUUUUCUUUUGAGAUUGCUUCUAUAAUGUAAUCUAUAGCAUAUUGAGCACAAUCUCUAGCAGUUCCAUAUAGCUUCGCUGAUACUUUUUUCAUUGCAAUCUUAAUCCAUGUUUCAGCUAUUCCUUUUAAAGCUAAUAAGGAUAAUGGAUCAAUAAGUAACACUUUUUUGAAUGUGGUUAUGGCAUCUUCAUAUUGUGUUAAUAAAGAAUAAAUAUAACCAAUUCUAGUAAGGCAGUGCAAAUUUUUGUUUGGAUCCAUGAGAAUCACCUUAUUAUAGGCUCUUAAUGCAGAUAUAUAGGAACCACGUGAAUAAUAUGCAUCAGCUAGGCACUCAAAGGCAGUUAUAUUAUUAUGGUCGCAUUUAAUUACAUUUCGGAAAUUGAUGAUAGCAGUUUCCCACUCUCUUCUAUUAAGACAAUGUAACCCUAACCUAAAAUAUAUCCAAGACUCCUUUGAUGGAAGGUUUUUCUCAGCAGAUACAAGUAACUCAAAAUCAAUAUUUUUGAGCUUUAAGUGACUAUAUGUUACACUCAAUCUGUUUACAAUGUUUGGGUCAUAAUUGCAUAAGUUGUAAGCUUUUUCAUAACAUUUUCUUGCUUUUUCAUAGCAAUUUUUCAUAAAAUAAUAGUUUCCAAGGUAAAAGAAGGUAGCUCCAUGUUCAGGGUCAUGUUUGGCAGCUUUUAAGAAAUUUAUUAAUGAUUUUUCAUAUUCUUUUAGUUCCCAGAAUGCCCUUCCUAAAUAAAAAUAUUUUAGUGAAGAAUCAACAACGUUUUCUAGCAAUGAAAUGGUUUCUCUACAUUUAUUUUGUUUCAAAAGCAAGAGAGCUUGAAGCAUUGGAUAAUGUUCGGUGUUAAACAAGUUCUUUAGUAAGUCAUCUGGGUUUUCAUUGUUUUCUAUGUAGCACUCAGCUAAUGCAGCUUGCUCAACAGUACUUAAUAUAUUCUUAUGAAUAUCUUUGGCGACAGAAAUUGCUUGUUUCCACUUUUGUUGUUUUGCAAGUGACAUAAAUAAAAAUUUCUGGAGAUCAUUGGCAAACUGUAGAUCUUUGACUUUAGUCAAAAAAUUUGUUGCUAGUUUUUGUGUAACUGUCCAUUUCUGCAACAUCAUGGUGCACUUAAUGAUUAAAGUAGCUUCUGUGACAUCUACCUGAUGGUAAUUAACUAAUGGGACACAUUGUUUAUAUGCAUCUAUGAAAUUACCCUUGUCAAAUGCUAUCAUACUUUUUAUUAAAGCUGCAUAUUUUGAGUUUUCUAUUUCAAAUGUAAUUUUUUCAAUAUAUUUUUCAAUAUCAAAAUUACAAAAGGACAUAUUCUUAAUAUAUUCUUUACACAAAUGACAGCAUAGCCAUUCUCUCAAUAGGAUAUUUGUAGAGAAAUAUUUAAGAUUAAUAAUUUCUUCAACAGCUGAUGCAAAGUCAGUUUUCUGAGCAAUUACUUUUGCUAUAAGAACUUGUAACAUUUCACCAUCAUUUUGGGACAUUUCAUUGAGAAUACAAAUAACUGGAUCAACAUCUUCCCGUCUACAUGGAACAUCAGCUCUUAAUAGAUCAAAUAUUUGAUUUUUAGCCAACUCUCUCACUUUGUCAGUUUUGUUCUCUGAUAUAUAACUGAUGAGUGAAUGUAUACAUUCUGUAUCUUUCAAAGUACAACCUAACUGGCCAAAUUUAUGCAGGAUUUCUAAUGCUUUAUCAUCCUCUAUUUGUAAUUUUAACAUUUCUUUGUAUGUAAAUAACAACUUAGAUUUAGCAGAAUCAUCUUCUUUCCUUUCGUAAUAAUUGGCCAAUCCUUGCCAAGCUAACAGUUGGUCUGGUUUAGCAGCAAUUGCCUUUUGAAAAGCCAGAGGAGCUUGAUCGCUAUCUUGCAGGGACUUACCUAGUAAGAUCAAUGCAAAAUAAUUUUGUUUAUCCUUUCGUAAAAUGUUUUUACAACAUUCAGUUGCCUCCUUGAAAUUCUUUUCAUCAAUCAGUUUUCUGGCUUCUUUGAGGAGCGUUUUUACAUCGGACAUCUGCAAUUAAACCAAACGUCAAAGAAGCAAAAAAUUUACAGAAGAUACAUAGGUACAAAACGGCUAGACAGUUAAUAGAUAUUAAAGGAAAAGUGCUUACUUUCAGUUAAAUUCAAAUCAACGAAAAG